This is a messenger RNA of Colletotrichum abscissum, 1689 nucleotides long. Its product is annotated as major facilitator superfamily transporter. The record is from RefSeq and is a predicted model, not a curated record. Gene Ontology annotation, cellular component: membrane. The transcript has 2 exons. Bases 1 to 1689 code for a protein of 562 amino acids. NCBI's taxonomy places the organism in Eukaryota, Fungi, Ascomycota, Sordariomycetes, Glomerellales, Glomerellaceae. Gene Ontology annotation, biological process: transmembrane transport. Gene Ontology annotation, molecular function: transmembrane transporter activity.
AUGCCACGUCUAUCAGACGAGGUGCAGGAAGAGCACCUCUUGGGCGCCGAAUAUUCGGACCACGAAGGGGUGCUACCGAUGGACCCGUCCGAACCGUCGCCCCGUGCCGGCUUCCGUGCUUUCCAUAGACCUCCGCCGCCAAAAUGGAGGCGGCCCUCCUCCGGUGAUGGCGGUCUCGGCGGUGCUCUUGGCGGGAUGGUCUACAAAGCCGGCUCGCGUCUCAAUGCCGCCUUGGCUCCUUUCCGUGCCCGAUCGCCGCGUACCAUCAUCUUUAUGCUGGCUCUCCUCAAGUUUGCCAUUACUAUCAAGGGCAUGAUGCUCAUGCUUCCCAUGAUGAGGCUCAUCGAGGAUGACAUUUGCCAUAAGCACUAUAAAACUAGCCCCACAGAAAUGAUCCCGGAGAUGAAGUGCAAGGUCGACGAGGUGCAAAAGCAGCUUGCUUGGUUGAGCGGGUGGCAGUCUCUCAUCGGUGCCGUCGUCAACUUCCUCGUCGCUUUUCCUUAUGGCGUCUUGUCAGAUAGCAUCGGCCGGAAGGCAGGCCUAGUCUUCGCCUACAUUGGCACUGUCGCCGCCUUCAGCUGGUCCCCUUUCAUUCUGGCCAACUUCCCCGAGCUGAGCAUCUACUACCUCUUCAUCGGUUCCUGCUUCUUCUUUUUCGGCGGCGGUAUCGUCGUUGUCUUCAACAAUGUCUACGCCAUGGCCGCCGAUAUCAGCACCGAAAAGGACCGCGCCUCAAACUUUGUCAUCCUGUCCGUUGGCGCCGUGGUGGGUGGCGUUAGCGGCCACGUCUCCGCCGGCUUCCUCAUGGAGAAAUUCGGCCCCUGGGUGCCGAUUCGUAUGGUGUUCCUACUCACACCGUUCGUCUUCCUCAUCAUCAUGCUCCUACCCGAGACUCUCCGCGUCAAGCUCGACAACGGGCACGAACCGCCGAAACCGCAGCUGCCGCUGGGCGACGCCAUCAAGGAAGGCUUUUUCAAGGGGCUGGUUCAGCUUAAGGACUCUCUCGCGAUCCUUAGAAACCGCAAUAUCCUCCUCUGCCUUGUGCCCUCCAUCGUCGGCAACCCCAUCAUGACGGCAAACUCCUCUACACUACCGCAGUACGUGAGCAAGAACUUUGGCUGGACGCUCGCCCAAACCAGCUUCCUCCUCUCCCCGCUGGGCUUUCUACACCUCGGCACCCUCGUUCUCCUCCCAUGGGUCUCGAAAAUCGUCGUCGACCCCCGCGGCCGCUUCCGCCGCACCGGCUUCGGCAAGGACGCCCUCCUCGCCAAGGCAUCCUACAUCAUGAUCGCCGCCGGUGCGCUUCUCGAGGCCUUUAGCAGGGAGAUCGUCGUCUUUCUCCUGGGUCUCGUCUUCCAGACCUUUGGUUCGGCCCACAACCCGCUCGCGCGCGCCAUGAUCACCGAGUUUGUCGAUCCGGAGCACACGUCCCGGUUGUACGCGCUCACGAGCAUGGUCGAUACUCUUGGGUCUCCGCUCGGCGGACCGGUACUGGCGUGGGCCUUCUCGGUCGGACUUGAGAAGAAGGGACUAUGGAAGGGGUUGCCGUGGUUCUACGUUGCGUUCUUGGCGUCCUUGACGUGGGGGGCGCUGAUGCUUGUAGAAGAGCCGAGGAAGAAGGGACCCAUCCACUUAGAGACGGAGAGCAACCAAGAAGCACUAGACUAUGAGUCAGGGGCGGAGGAUUAA